Messenger RNA from Mesorhabditis belari, 894 nucleotides. Lineage: Eukaryota; Metazoa; Nematoda; Chromadorea; Rhabditida; Rhabditidae. The record is from the annotation of a GenBank genome assembly.
AUGGGUAACUAUAAAAUAUUAAUGGCCAGCUUUGCUUGUUUUGAUAUUUACUUCUCGAUUGUACAAGUGAUAACUGUACCUAAUUUUCACAUUUAUCGUCACUGUUUUGUCGCGUUUUCAUUGGGUCCUUUAUUGAAGGGAAAUCGUUUCGAGAGUGAAUAUCUUGGAUUAACUCUAUAUUGUUGUGCAUAUGCAAUGUGUCUCAUUUUACUCACAUAUCAUUUCAUUUAUCGAUAUUUAUUGAUUUGCAAUCAACAUUUCAUGUAUCUUUUCAACGAAAAGAAAUAUUUUCUUUGUUGGUAUAUUAUCUGGAUAUUUCUUGCCUUUUUAUGGGGUCUUGCUAUUCGUUUAUCGAUGUAUCAUUGGCCUCAAUUGGUGGAUUAUGUUCGAAUGGAGCUUCUAAAAGAAUAUGCAGUUCACGUGGAUCAAUCAGGGAUUAUGGGACCAUUAUACUUUCUUGAUGGUCCAAAUGGUACCUUGAAAAUUUCAUGGAGAGCUUUUGUUGGAUCUGCAUUUUGUGUUUCUCUCAUGGGUUGUUGUUUCAGCGCCAUUUUGUUUUGUGGUCUCAAAGUUUAUUUGACGCUCGAGAAAAGUUCGAUGAGUGAAAAAACAAAGAAAUUGCAAUGGGAUCUCUUUAAAGCUUUACUUGUACAGUUUUCCGUGCCCGCACUUUGUGAAUUUAUGCCUGGUGGCCUGAAUUUUAUUUGUCCAAUUUUUGCAAUUCCAUUGGGUCGAUGGUCGAAUUAUUCAGGAAUAAUUGCUUCUCUCAAUAAUAUAAUCGAACCAAUUUGUAUGCUUUAUUUUGUGAAAGAUUAUCGAUAUGUUCUUUUGAAAAUAUUGAGGCUCAAAGUCACACUGAUUUUCCGAUCGGAACAAAUGAGAAACACUUUGAAG